AUGAGCACACAAUUAUCCCAACCUCAAGAAAAAACACAACAAACUGCAACCUCUAACAUUUAUCAACCACCCACAGUCAGUAAUCAAGAAACAGAGAAUACAUCAGGAUUUUGCAAAGUAUUUAAUCCAAGUAAUCAAACUUCCACUCUCAAUCAUGAAACUACUUGGUUAAUGCCUGCAACCUUCCUCUCAAUUAUACCCACAACUGAGCAGCACGAGAAGGAAGUUAUCAAACAACUCUUACUCAAAUUCAAAGAUGAACACGAUGUGCAACAUGAAAUCACUCAACGAGCUUGUCAUGAAAAGAGCAAUCUUGAAUUGGGAAUCAAGAAGGGAGAGGGAAGAUUUUGUGAUCAGGAAUUCGAUAACUUUCAAAUAAUUGUCUAUUAUUACAACCAUGAACAGUGUUGGUAUGUGGUUGGUGUUAAGAUUGUUAAUAAGGAUCCACAACAUUCCAAGAUUGAAGCUAUUGAUCUAAUUGAGUGUCGAUCUGCAAUUCCAACUCCAAGUUAUUCAGAAUGUGGAGGAAGUAUAACUUCUCCAACCAAAGGAGCAACAAGACAAUUCGAAACUGAAUACGAAUAUUCAAUUCAUAUGGUUGUCAAUAAGAGUUUAUAUCAACUCAUUGUCAGUGGCUUGGGACUUGUUCAUUUUGAAAAGAUUUCCUCACUUGAACAAGUAGCAAAUUAA
Molecule: messenger RNA, 690 nt
Organism: Naegleria gruberi
Lineage: Eukaryota; Heterolobosea; Eutetramitea; Acrasida; Naegleriidae
Exons: 1
Coding region: 1-690 (229 amino acids)
Source: RefSeq, a predicted model, not a curated record